Molecule: messenger RNA, 540 nt
Organism: Cladocopium goreaui
Lineage: Eukaryota; Dinophyceae; Suessiales; Symbiodiniaceae
Source: the annotation of a GenBank genome assembly
GGAGAUGCUUGGAGACAAGCAGCAAGCCCGGGCCAUGGCCCAACUGGCCGUCAACAACGCCCAGGAGGCGAUCGCGGCGGUGCGCGAACGAGGGAAGGAUGUAGUAGCAUUGGAUGUUGAUGCCACCUCAAGGUUAGUGGACGUGCCCAGUGGCGGCUCUUGCCCGCCAAGUCCGCCACGGGUCGACAGCGUGGAACGUUUGCGUAGCGAAUUGGACUACUGGCGUCAGAUGGCUCUUAGCCUUCAGAGGCAGAUGCAAAAGCCAGGUCGAAGAAGUUCCAAGGCAACGCCCGAAACUUGCAGCUCUUCUAGAAGGUCCGAAAGUGAAGAGCACAGGCUUUGGGGUGAAGGUGGCUCAGACAGCGCCUGCGGACGUUCCCCAAAAAAGAGUCAGGAGGCGGCUCCCUCUGAGACGCCUCAGCGGCGCCCAAAUCCUCCGCAUCGGCCGUUCACCGUGGCGUAGCGAGGGGAGUUAUGGCUGUCGUCAUGGGGGGUCACGGAUCACAUAGAAACAUCGUCAUCCUGGAUUAGAUAGAUUAG